Molecule: messenger RNA, 1623 nt
Organism: Elephantulus edwardii (Cape elephant shrew)
Lineage: Eukaryota; Metazoa; Chordata; Mammalia; Macroscelidea; Macroscelididae
Gene: GRB14
Product: growth factor receptor-bound protein 14
Exons: 14
Coding region: 1-1623 (540 amino acids)
Biological process (GO): insulin receptor signaling pathway; negative regulation of insulin receptor signaling pathway
Cellular component (GO): plasma membrane; cytoplasm
Source: RefSeq, a predicted model, not a curated record
AUGACCACUUCCCUGCAAGAUGGGCAGAGCGCCGCGGGCAGGGCGGCUGCUCGGGAUUCGCCGCUGGCUGGCCAGGUGUGCAGCGCUGCCCAAGGGAGGGGCGACGCCCGCGACCUGGCGCCGGCCCCCUGGCUGCACGCACGGGCGCUCCUGCCCCCUCCGGACGGGACCCGCGGUUGUGCUGCGGACAGGAGAAAAAAGAAAGAUCUCGAUGUUCUGGAAAUGCCUUCUAUUCCAAACCCUUUUCCUGAGCUGUGCUGUUCUCCAUUUACAUCUGUGUUGUCAGCAGGCCUGUUUCCCAAAGGGAAUUCAAGGAAAAAACAGGUAAUUAAAGUAUACAGUGAAGAUGAAACCAGCAGGGCUUUAGAAGUACCCAGUGACAUAACUGCACGGGAUGUUUGCCAGCUAUUGAUCCUGAAGAACCAUUACAUUGAUGACCACAGCUGGACACUUUUUGAACAUCUGCCUCACAUAGGUCUAGAAAGGACAAUAGAAGACCAUGAACUGGUGAUGGAAGUGCUAUCUAACUGGGGAAUGGAAGAAGAGAAUAAACUGUACUUUAGAAAAAAUUAUGCCAAAUAUGAAUUCUUUAAAAACCCAAUGUAUUUUUUUCCAGAGCAUAUGGUAUCUUUUGCAACUGAAACCAAUGGUGAAAUAUCCCCCACACAGAUUUUACAGAUGUUUUUGAGUUCAAGCACAUAUCCUGAAAUCCAUGGCUUCUUACAUGCAAAAGAACAGGGAAAGAAAUCCUGGAAAAAGAUUUACUUCCUUCUAAGAAGAUCUGGUUUAUAUUUUUCUACUAAAGGGACAUCUAAAGAACCACGGCAUUUGCAGUUUUUCAGCGAAUUUGGCAAUAGUGAUGUUUAUGUGUCACUGGCAGGCAAAAAAAAACAUGGAGCACCGACUAACUAUGGAUUCAGCUUUAAGCCUAACAAAGCAGGAGGGCCCCGAGACCUGAAAAUGCUCUGUGCAGAAGAAGAGCAGAGUAGGACGUGCUGGGUGACUGCGAUUAGAUUGCUUAAGUAUGGCAUGCAGCUGUACCAGAAUUACAUGCAUCCAUAUCAAGGUAGAAGUGGCUGCAGUUCUCAGAGUAUAUCACCCAUGAGAAGUAUAUCAGAGAACUCCCUCGUAGCAAUGGACUUCUCAGGCCAGAAAAGCAGAGUUAUAGAAAAUCCCACAGAAGCCCUUUCUGUUGCUGUUGAAGAAGGACUUGCUUGGAGGAAAAAAGGAUGUUUACGAUUGGGCAUUCAUGGUAGCCCCACUGCCUCUUCACAGAGUUCUGCCACAAACAUAGCUAUCCAUCGAUCACAGCCAUGGUUUCACCACAAAAUUUCUAGAGAUGAAGCUCAACGACUGAUUAUUCAGCAAGGUCUUGUAGAUGGAGUUUUCUUGGUACGAGAUAGUCAAAGUAAUCCCAAAACUUUUGUACUGUCAAUGAGUCAUGGACAAAAAAUAAAGCACUUUCAGAUUAUACCAGUAGAAGAUGAUGGUGAGAUGUUUCAUACCCUGGAUGACGGUCACACACGGUUUACAGAUCUAAUCCAACUAGUGGAGUUUUAUCAGCUCAAUAAGGGUGUACUUCCUUGCAAGUUAAAGCAUUAUUGUGCGAGGAUUGCUCUUUAG